Molecule: messenger RNA, 1029 nt
Organism: Lathyrus sativus (Indian pea)
Lineage: Eukaryota; Viridiplantae; Streptophyta; Magnoliopsida; Fabales; Fabaceae
Source: the annotation of a GenBank genome assembly
AUGGAAGUGAAUCAUAGCGGCGGCGAUGGUUUCAGUGAAGAAAAAAAUACGCCGGAGAAGACGGAGAUACUGACGAUGAACCAGUCGGAGUCUUUAUCGGAGGCGGCGAUGAAAGAAGAGCUCUCUGAAACUAAUAACAAUCUUGACGAGUCUCGAUCAAUGGAUGUUAUUCCGAUGCCGAAUCCGGUUCCGAAGACAAUGACAGUUCCGGCGGCGAAGAAACCGUCGAAGGACCGCCACACAAAGGUGGAGGGACGCGGUCGGAGAAUCCGAAUGCCGGCGACCUGCGCCGCAAGAAUCUUCCAGCUGACGCGGGAGCUUGGUCAUAAAUCCGACGGAGAAACAAUACGAUGGUUACUAGAACAAUCCGAGCCUGCCAUCGUUGAAGCAACCGGCACCGGUACUGUCCCCGCCAUCGCUGUUUCCGUCGGCGGGACGAUUAAGAUUCCAACCUCCUCCGCAGCAAGACCAGACGGUGAAGAGGCCCCAAAGAAACGAAGGAGGAGAGCGUCAAACAGUGAAUUUGUUGACUUGAACGAACAUGUUUCAAUGUGUUCAGGUCUGGCCCCUAUAACUCAAACGGCUUACGGCGGCGGUGGCGGUGAUAGUGAAAGCGGUGGCAGUGGUGGUAUAGUUCCGUUAUGGCCUGUGGUGAGUAAUGUAGGGUCCAAUACAACAGGGCCAUUUUUCAUGUUCCCAAAUUCAAUUAUGAAUCAGCCACAAUUUUGGGCUAUUCCUGCUGCACCGUUUUUCAAUAGACCUAUUUCUGAUUUUGUUUCUACUCUGCAAAUGCAAAAUCAAAAUCAACCUUCAAAUGCUAAUGGUUCAGCUUCAUCUACUUUGGCUCCUAGUUUGAGUUCAGCUUCUACAUCAACUUGUUCUUCUGCAGUUACUUCUUCAUCUUCUGCUGGACCCACUCAAAUGCUCAGAGAUUUUUCUCUGAAAGCUUAUGACAAGAAAGAGCUUCAGUUUAUGGGUUGUUCUUCUACAAAUUUAGAGUCACCUCCCACUUCAAAUCCUUCAAAUUGA